UCCGUGUUUUCUUCUCAUUUUCGGAACUUUUUUUUUUUUAACUUUUUAAAUCUACUCUUGUCGGAAUGUAACGGCUGUUGUUUUUGGAAAGAUCAUGAAGACGCUGUUGGAGGAGUGAAGCUGUUGGACUGUUGUCAUCACUCACAAGAAAAGAGUUCGUCAUAUUAAUUAUAAAUGACGACGAGGAUGAACGGAUGAUGCGGGUGUUUGCUGCUCCGCUGCUGUCACCGCUGUUUGUUUGUUUGUUUGUUUGUGAGAAGAAGAGAAAAGAAGUGAACGAUGAUUUCAGAGGAGAGAAGCAGCCACGUCCAUAAACAGGCUCUGAACUUUCCUGUGGGAUUAAUCAUCCGUUCACCAAAGAAGAGGCUGCAGGAGAAGCUGAGCAGGAAGCCCAGCAGUGGAUCAGUGCAGUCCAACACCUCGGACAACACCGUGCGCCCCGCGGAGAACGCCGGCGUCCGGCAGCCGGCCAAGAGCAAAAUCCGCCGCCACAACAACAACAGGCUGUCCAAUGUUUUCAACCAGAGCCCAAACCUGCGGGACGGCGGUGGACAGCGCGGCCAGGCGCAAGGCAGCGGGAAUCUGGCCGGAGACCUCCAGACUGCGGACGACCCGGCCGAGCUCUCCGCCCAAAAGUCUGUCCCCGGCAUCCUGAAGAUCUUUGGCAGCGACAUCUGUCAGGGGACGAACUACAAGAGCGUGUUGGCCACCGCUCAGUCCUGUGCCAAGGAGCUGGUGAAGGAGGCGCUAGAGAGGUACUGUCUGGAAAAGGAGGAGCCCAGCGACUAUGUGCUCUGCGACGUGAUUGGCCGGACGGACUCGGAUAACCAGUGGAGGAGGGAGUGUUUUCGGGUGGUGGCGGACAGCGAGAGGCCCCUGAUGCUGCAGUCGCUCUGGAAACCCAAGGACGGCUUCUCCCGGCGCUUUGAAAUCCAGCAGAGGGCGAACGUGGAAGAGCAGAGUUUGAAGGACAGGGACACAAUCACGGCAGGCAUCAAUGCUCAGGCUCGCAGGCUGCAGAAGAGCCGCUCCAGGGUCACGUCGCUGUUCGUGGACGGCAGCGGCGGGGGCGACGACGCGGACGCACUCGGCAUCUGGAGGAGCUUGAGCGAGAUGGACCUGCCCGCCAUGGGGAAGGAGGCCGGCCGGGCGAGACAGAGCGCGCUCAGGGAAGAUGCUGAGGCCGAGGCGGACAAGGAGGUGCUACGGCUGGGCAUGGAGAAGGAGGAGACGGAGAGCAGCGACGACAACGCCACCCAGUACUCCAUCCACCCGCCAUUCGACUUCCCCUACUUCCUGCUGCUGCAGGGCUACAGCCACAGACAGGAUUUCGUCAUCUACCUGAUGAGCGGGACAUCCACCAUCUUCGGCUGCUGCCGGGAGCACAGCAACGGCGAGGACGAGGAGAGGUUAAAGGUCGACAUCCUCCUCUUCGCCCCCGACGUGCUGCCUCAGCACUGCUGCGUCCGGCGCUCCGACUCGUCGUCGUCGACCGUGCUGAAGCCGCUGCACGGCGCUCCUGUGACCAGAAACGGCUUCCUCCUCAGGGAGGAGGAGGAGCUGAACCCGGGGGACCUGGUGGGUUUGGGGAAACACUAUCUGUUCAUGUUCAAGGAUCCGACCAGCGCUCCUGGAUCCGCGCAGACUCCUCCAUGGAUGGCCAGACUGUGGCCGCACUGCGACGCGUCCUCCUCGCCGUGUUCGUCGUGUGGCUCCUCCGUCGCCAUGGCAGCGAAAAGGCCCGGGAGGACGCCGCCGCCGCCGCCUCGGUGGAGGGACCUGGAAGGCACUGAGGCGACGCUCGACUACGAGCUGGAGCAGGAGAAACGAGUCGUGCGGGAGAUUCUGGACAUGACGGACCCCAGCGGGAACCAACCCAAGAUGACGCCCGCGUUCCUGCUGAGCCUGUGCAUCCAACACUCGGCCCUCAGCUUCCCGCUGACGCACUUCAGACAACUGCUGCUCCGCAUAUCCAGUCAGAUCCAACUCCUCAUGUGGGACAAAACAAAGGAGCUGGCGGCGAUCCAGCCUGAAACUGACCGGGAGUGUGAUCAUCUCAGCACAAACGAGCUGAUCCCAGGUCUGCAGCCGCUGGUGCUGUGGAUGGCCAACUCCAUCGAACUGCUGCACUUCAUCCAGCAUGAAGUCCCUCAGCUGCUGCCCUGGAGGCAGGAGCAGGAGGACGAAGGUCUGUUGGACUCUGAGAUUUCGUCCACACGGUCAGCGUGCGAGGAGGCCAUGACAGUCCUAGAGGAAGUCAUCAUGUUCACCUUCCAGCAGUCGGUGUACUAUCUAACAAAGAGCAUGUACUCGGCACUUCCUGGUCUGCUGGACGGGAACCCGUUCUCGGAGAGCGGUCGGCUGCGAGCGCCCGACGGACUGGGCAGUACCCUGGAGGUGCUGAAGGAGGCGCUGAAGCUUCUCACGGCCUUCCAGGUGCACCCGGACAUCUCGCUGCAGCUCUGCGCCUACCUGUUCUUCUUCAUCAACGCGUCGCUCUUCAACGCCCUCAUGGACAGAGGAUCUGUUCCCGGGUUCUACCAGUGGUCCCGAGGCGUUCAGAUUCGGGCCAACCUGGACCUCAUGAUGGACUGGAUCCAGAGCAUCGGACUGGGCGACCUGUCCACCGAGUACUUCCAGAAACUGUCGGCUGCUGUCAAUCUGCUGGCCACGCCCAAAGAAACGCUCCUACAGGCGUCGUGGUCGUCUCUCAGGACCGAGUUUGCUUCGCUGAAUCCAGCUCAGCUUCAUCACAUGCUGAGGGAAUAUAACUGCGGCAAAGUCUGUCCCAGUGGCUGGACGCCGUCCCCAGAGGACGCUCAGGACGCCGUCAGGACGGGUGAAAUCCUGCAGAGCUUCGACAGCCACCCGCCGCUCAUCUUGCCCGCCACCACCUUUCACCUGGAGCUCGGUAAAGCCAUCGCGGAGCCGGCGUUGUUCGAGCAGCUCGGCCGCCUGCAGGAGUUCAUCCGCCGCCUCCCGCGCAGUGAAACCCAAGACGCGGAGGAUCAGGUCCUCAACGUGGCGAGCUCACGCAGCCAAUCUACGAGCUCAGCAGUCUACCAGGAUCCGGUUGUGUCUGACCCGGUGACCCGCCGCUCCCCCUCAGCAGACCUGGACCCCACCCCCUCAGCAGAGCCCGCGGUUCAGGUCCACGGGUCUCACGGUGACCUGAGUGGCUGCGAGGCUGUCCUGACCCAGAAGCUGAAGAGCCUGGAGUUUCAGAACACCCUCCCAGGACAGGAUGACAUGGGUGGCUACCACAAGAGCCUGGCGCUGGACCCGUCCUGCCUGCUCACGCCGCCCAACACGCCGCAGGGUCUGGAUCUGGCCGAGCUGGAGGCGAAUCUGCAGGAGGGAGCGCGCCGAGAAAAGAAAGUGAGUGGACGUUCUGAGAGGAAGACGAUAAAUGUGGAGGACGAAGAAGAAGACAGAGAGGAAGUCUUCAUGGUGGAGCUUCAGCGAGGACCUCAUGGUCUCGGGCUGGCGCUCGUCGACGGAACGAAAACCCCGUUGAAAAUGAGUGGGAUUUACGUGAAGUCGGUGGUUCCUGGUUCUCCUGCUGCUCAGUGUCACAAGCUGAGGACGGGCGAUCGCAUCCUGGCUGUGAACGGCAUCAGUCUGGUCGGCAUGGACUACAGCGUAGGCAGAGAACUGAUCUGGACGUCGGGACAUUUGCUCCGGCUGCUCGUCGCUAAGAUCGACUCCACGACGACGAGCGGCAGAGUCUCCACUAAAUGUUGAAGGAAAGACAAAAAGGACACAAGGACAUGAGGACACAAGGUCGUCCUUCCUGCUGCAUCCAAAGUCAGUAUUUCUCACAGGAGGGGAUUCUCCCGACCAAAGCAAAACACUCCCUGUGUGUGUGUGUGUGUGUGUGUGUGCGUGUGUGUGUGUGUGUGUGUGUGUGAAGCAGCAGGACUGACUCUUUGUGCUUGAACCAAACGUUUUUUUCCGCUGUCGCAGCUUCUUCCUCUGGUCCAUAAACAAAACCUGCGAUAAACAGAAGAAAAUGUGUGUGUGUGUUUGUCUGAGGAGCUGCUGCUGCUGCAGGA
Solea senegalensis (Senegalese sole) is the source of this 4055-nucleotide messenger RNA. It is a transcript of the gene radil2a, whose product is annotated as Ras-associating and dilute domain-containing protein-like. Gene Ontology annotation, biological process: substrate adhesion-dependent cell spreading; signal transduction; neural crest cell migration. Gene Ontology annotation, cellular component: microtubule. Gene Ontology annotation, molecular function: GTPase binding. The transcript is spliced from 16 exons. Lineage: Eukaryota; Metazoa; Chordata; Actinopteri; Pleuronectiformes; Soleidae. The coding region runs from base 280 to 3744 and encodes 1154 amino acids. The record is from RefSeq and is a predicted model, not a curated record.